Messenger RNA from Cynocephalus volans (Philippine flying lemur), 3299 nucleotides. It is a transcript of the gene MTMR2, whose product is annotated as myotubularin related protein 2. The coding region runs from base 143 to 2074 and encodes 643 amino acids. The record is from RefSeq and is a predicted model, not a curated record. The transcript is spliced from 15 exons. Gene Ontology annotation, cellular component: membrane; cytoplasm. Gene Ontology annotation, molecular function: phosphatidylinositol-3,5-bisphosphate 3-phosphatase activity; phosphatidylinositol-3-phosphate phosphatase activity. NCBI's taxonomy places the organism in Eukaryota, Metazoa, Chordata, Mammalia, Dermoptera, Cynocephalidae. Gene Ontology annotation, biological process: phosphatidylinositol dephosphorylation.
AACAUGGCCGCUUCCGGUCUCCCUCCCGGGCCGGCGCUGGCCUGACCGCGGCCUCUGGCCGGCGCACUCCGCCCUCCGCUCCUCCCGCACUGCAGCCGCGGAGGUCGGUUCAGCCUUUCCCUCCCGCUGUCCCCGCCGCGCCAUGGAGAAGAGCUCGAGCUGCGAAAGUCUCGGCUCUCAGCCGGCGGCGGCUCGGCCGCCCAGCGUGGACUCCCUGUCCAGUGCCUCCACUUCUCAUUCAGAGAAUUCAGUGCAUACAAAAUCAGCUUCUGUUGUAUCGUCAGAUUCCAUUUCAACUUCUACAGACAACUUUUCUCCUGACUUAAGGGUCCUGAGGGAGUCAAACAAAUUAGCAGAAAUGGAAGAACCACCCUUGCUUCCAGGAGAAAAUAUUAAAGACAUGGCCAAAGAUGUAACUUAUAUAUGUCCAUUCACUGGUGCUGUACGAGGAACUUUGACAGUCACGAAUUACAGGUUAUAUUUCAAAAGCAUGGAACGGGACCCCCCAUUUGUUUUAGAUGCUUCUCUUGGUGUGAUAAGUAGAGUAGAAAAAAUUGGUGGUGCUUCAAGUCGAGGUGAAAAUUCUUAUGGACUAGAAACUGUGUGCAAGGAUAUUAGGAAUUUACGAUUUGCUCAUAAACCUGAGGGACGAACAAGAAGAUCUAUAUUUGAGAAUCUAAUGAAAUAUGCAUUUCCUGUCUCUAAUAGCCUGCCUCUUUUUGCUUUUGAAUACAAGGAAGUUUUCCCUGAAAAUGGGUGGAAGCUAUAUGACCCUCUUUUAGAGUACCGAAGGCAGGGAAUUCCAAAUGAAAGCUGGAGAAUCACAAAGAUAAAUGAACGAUAUGAACUUUGUGAUACAUACCCUGCCCUCUUGGUUGUGCCAGCAAAUAUUCCUGAUGAAGAAUUAAAGAGAGUGGCAUCCUUCAGAUCAAGGGGCCGUAUCCCAGUUUUAUCAUGGAUUCAUCCUGAAAGUCAAGCCACAAUCACUCGAUGCAGCCAGCCCAUGGUAGGAGUGAGUGGAAAGCGAAGCAAAGAAGAUGAAAAAUACCUUCAAGCCAUCAUGGAUUCCAAUGCCCAGUCUCACAAAAUCUUUCUCUUUGAUGCCCGGCCAAGUGUUAAUGCUGUUGCCAAUAAGGCAAAGGGUGGAGGUUAUGAAAGUGAAGAUGCCUAUCAAAAUGCAGAACUAGUUUUUUUGGAUAUCCACAAUAUUCAUGUUAUGAGAGAAUCAUUACGAAAACUUAAGGAGAUUGUAUAUCCCAACAUUGAAGAAACUCACUGGUUGUCUAACUUGGAAUCUACUCACUGGCUAGAACAUAUUAAGCUUAUUCUUGCAGGGGCUCUUAGGAUUGCUGACAAAGUAGAGUCAGGGAAGACAUCUGUGGUAGUACACUGUAGUGAUGGUUGGGAUCGCACAGCUCAGCUAACUUCCCUUGCCAUGCUCAUGUUGGAUGGCUACUAUCGAACCAUCCGAGGAUUUGAAGUCCUCGUGGAGAAAGAAUGGCUAAGCUUUGGACAUCGAUUUCAACUAAGAGUGGGCCACGGAGAUAAGAAUCAUGCAGAUGCAGACAGAUCUCCUGUUUUUCUUCAGUUUAUUGACUGUGUCUGGCAAAUGACAAGACAGUUUCCUACCGCAUUUGAAUUCAAUGAAUAUUUUCUCAUUACCAUUUUGGACCACCUGUACAGCUGUUUAUUCGGAACAUUCCUCUGCAACAGCGAACAGCAGAGAGGAAAAGAGAAUCUUCCUAAAAGGACCGUGUCACUGUGGUCUUACAUAAAUAGCCAGCUGGAAGACUUCACUAAUCCUCUCUAUGGGAGCUAUUCCAAUCAUGUCCUUUAUCCAGUAGCCAGCAUGCGCCACCUAGAGCUCUGGGUGGGAUAUUACAUAAGGUGGAAUCCACGGAUGAAACCACAGGAACCUAUUCACAACAGAUAUAAAGAACUUCUUGCUAAACGAGCAGAGCUUCAGAAAAAAGUAGAGGAACUACAGAGAGAGAUUACCAACCGAUCAACCUCCUCCUCAGAGAGAGCCAGCUCUCCUGCACAGUGUGUCACUCCUGUCCAAACUGUUGUAUGAAAGACUAUUAGAUUGGGGGCAUCAUUGCUAUGAACUCUUGACUACAGUGGCACCUUUAUAAGUAGCAAAUCUUCCGAAGUUAGAACCCAUCUAUGAGAGAAAGAUCAGGCGCUUUAUUUUAAAUCUCUCUGGAGUGAGUUUAGAACUGUAGCAGUUCAGGUGACUUAAAUGAAAUAACUCCAUAUGUAAUCCCAUGACUAUGACACUAAUCAUAAGUCACCCAAAGAAUAUUAAAAUACUUCAGUACUGGAUCCAUGGUGGGAAUAAGUUUCUAAUAUUAAAAGAAAAAUGCUGUCUUAUAAAUUGUGGCAUCUGGUAAAAUCAAAACACAAACCACUUUAGAAAUAAACCUCCUGAUGGGAGAGAGCUCAUUGCCCAGAGGAUCAUCAGUUUUCAAGCCAAGUGCUGAAAUUCUGUGGUAUCAUAUAUGUAUAUUGGGCCUUGAUAUCAUCACAGAUCAAAAUCAUUUGAUAUCCCUUUCUCCAUUAUGGGAUUUUCUUUUUUGUAGUAACUGAUUUACCUUCAUUACCUUUCUACCUUCACAUUCUUUGUAUAGUGAAAGGCAAAGUCUUGAGGAUAUUAUGGUGUAGUAGUAGUUGACCAUUAUUGCUAUCAUUAUUUAUAUACUUAUUUAAUUUGUUUUAGCUAUUUCAAAAUGCCUUAUAGAUGUGCUUGGGGAAGGAUGAAAGGGAGAAAGAGGUAGACAUGCAGGAGUUCAAAGAAUCCCACACACUUCACAUUAGCUUCCAUUUGUCUAGUUACCAGAAACAUUAUGGAAGAUAUUUUAAAAACUCACUUAGCUCACUUUUUUUUUUGGUCUGAACAUACUGAAGCUAAUGGGCAAGUUUUUAGGCAGUAUUUUAAAAUCUUACUAGGGUUGGCUUUUUUCCUGAGGUCUAUUAUAUAAAUAGCUUAUGGUGAGAAGUAUUAUGCUCAAAUUUUGCAAGAAAUAUUUUACUACCUUCUUCCUUUGCAAAUUCUAUAAUUCCACUGAAUGAGUAAAUUUACCAAAGAACAUGUUGCAUGUUACUAUGUAUUACAAUCUCACUGCCAGUAAAAGAAAUGUUGCUUCACUGUUUCACCUGCUACAAGUAAGAUUUUGGUGCUGGUAUAAACAUUUGAUUUCCUGAUGUGUAUUUUACUCUAUAUAAGAGCCAUAUGUAAUGUACUGUAACAGAGGAGCUUCUUGUCCCUUGGUCUUUUAAUUAAAAGAAAUUUCAACUGA